Messenger RNA from Sphaeramia orbicularis (orbiculate cardinalfish), 3996 nucleotides. It is a transcript of the gene armc2, whose product is annotated as armadillo repeat containing 2. NCBI's taxonomy places the organism in Eukaryota, Metazoa, Chordata, Actinopteri, Kurtiformes, Apogonidae. The coding region runs from base 872 to 3349 and encodes 825 amino acids. Gene Ontology annotation, molecular function: protein binding. The transcript is spliced from 18 exons. Gene Ontology annotation, biological process: cilium organization; sperm axoneme assembly. The record is from RefSeq and is a predicted model, not a curated record.
UAGUGAUUUUCACUGGGAAAAAUGCAAACUGCAGGAAAUAAUAUUACAAGAAAUUGUGAUGAAUUGGGAAAGGUACAUGUAGAGAAAAAUUGCAUUUGAAGUUGCCACAAUAAUUCUAGGUAUUUAAGGGUUAAAAGUCAGCUUACUUUAAUUUGUUUAGAGUUUAUAAUUACCCAUUAUCAGUUGCAUGGCCUCCUACACACACAUUAUGCUUCUUGACAUACUUUUUACGUUACAAAUUAGAACUCAGAAUUAGUCAGGAAAAUCGAUCCUAACAAAAUAAUAAUUUUUUUUCCCAAACGAUACACUGUGAUACACUUAAUAAACCUACCUCUAAGCAGCUCUCGCCGGCGGUGACUUAAUCCUGGUGAUGAUUGAACGCAUAGCACUCUGUUAGUAGGUGCAUAAAUACAUUUUCCAUUAAUUAUAAUCAUUAACAGUAACUAAACGUGUUUCUAUAACUAAACUUUCAAAAUGCACCACUCAGGUUGAUGGGUAUAUCUUAAGUUAUCACAUUAUACAUUAUGAUUUGUUGGUCAAAUUUACCAACUCCCACAAACUCGUUCAUGUGCGCCAUUUAAUCUCGCGAGACGUCUUCUUCUUCCGUCUCGUGCACGCGUCCUCCUCGAGUUAGCUUACCGCAACUCCGAAAAGUUUACGGUGUUGAAUAAACUUUUUUUGUCAUUAUUUUACAUUUUUUUGUGGAGACGAUCUUUUUGAACUAGAAUAACCCCUUCUCUGUCCAACCACACGGACUGAACUAGGGCUGACAGAUCUCCAAUCAGUGACAAACCUUGUACCUACUCACAUAAUGAAAUCAAACCCCUGAAGCAAUUUCAAGACUGUCGUAGCAAAUGACACAUGGGCCUAAAUGGCCUCUGCAGAGGGGAACCAAGAGAUUUGCAGCCCCUUCAUCCCAACGCAGAAUACUUUAAGGAAAACGAGUGCAGAGAUAGUCAGUGAAGCCAGGCAGUUGCUGCGAGUCCAAUCCACCCAGCGGCCAUUUACUCCCAGAGAUGGACAUAGGGAACUUUUUGGGAAGAGCUCUGCUCGUGCUGACUGUGACAACAGGCCUCCAUCCACCUUUAGUCUCCAUGCUCAAAAUUUUGAUGCUCCUGACUCCAGACCAGGAUCAGGGACUCGUCUCUCACCCCUGAACCAUAAGCCGAAGUUUCCUGCCCCCUGUGAUGCUGAGGAUGCAUUCAAGGUCUUUCCUAAACCUCCUACUGACCCUCUGGAAGGAAAGAGGGGACUGGCAGGGACACGGGCCCGCCUGCUCCGGGCUGGAUCACUCCCCACUUUGCCUCCUGUUGAGGGACAUGCAGAUGUGAAAGAGAAACUAAAUUCAAGGCCAGGACAAAAGCAGCCAUCAGCUAAGCAGCUUCCCGUUACAGACCACACUGAGGUCUGCAGUGGUCUCCACAAACCCACUCCAUGCAGGACAGCAAGUGAAAGCAGGAAAAUAACUGAACCAGGUGUUCACCUCAGAGUUAAACCCACUGGGUGCAGAGAUGGAGAGCGAAAAGAGCAGAGGAAUGGAGGCAAAAGCAUAAGCACAGGGGAGGGUGCAGAAUCACUGGUGUGGAAUAAUACGAUUGCUCCUCUUCUCCAACAACUGGAGACGGCAGGCAGUCCUGAAGGUUCAGUGGAUCGUCUGUGUGAGCUGUGUGUCCGUCUCCAUGGCACCUUGGCAGAAGCAGACAUGCUCGGCCGACGCUGUAAGAGGAGGUCAGGGAUUCUGCGAGCACUGUUCCGCCUCAUCGACCUCAACUCAGCCCAGCUCAACCUGCAUAUCGCCAAACUCUGCCUCGCUCUGUGUGUCAGUGGGAACAACCUUCUCAACAUCUGUAAGCUUGUAUUUAAGAUCAGCCGCAGUGAAAGCAAUGACAUCCUCUUCCAGAACAACUCCAUCUUAGAUUCAUUGCUGGACAUUCUGUGUAAUGAGGAUGUGUCUACAUGUGGAGAAGCUCUGCUGUACUGCAUUGGAACUCUGAAGUUUCUCUCUGGAAACAGCGUGAUCCUCAGACUCCUGUUGGACAAGAACUGUGUUGGUGUGGCACAGAAAGUCAUCCAGAAGCUCCACAUGGUAGAAGAUGCCCACUUAACCAUAGCAGGGCAUAUGCUCGUACAGCUGACAGCAAUACUGAGAAACCUUGCUGAUCACCCUGAAUCUCGCCCAUCCUUCGUCGCCUUCUCUGUAUUAUCAGAACUCUGUGUGGUGUUGCACCGACACUACAAAGACCAGGAUGUCUGUACCAACAUUUCAAGAAUAUUCAGUAAACUCUCCUCUUACUCUGAGUGCCGCCUUGCUCUGGCCCAGACCCCCGGCUGUUACCAGCUAUUUAUAGAAUUGCUGAGCAAACAUCGCCAAAAACAGGACCUGGUUGUCCGCCUACUUUUCACCCUCGGGAACCUCACGGCCAAAAGCAACGAGGCUCGGCACCAUCUCUUCCUGUGUGAAGGCAGUGUGGACACACUCCUCCAGCUGUACGACAGCUAUCAGCGAAGAGAUGACACACUCCCACAGAAAGGCUCUGAGACCAGUAUGAGGCCUCCCUCGACUGCGCAGGAGGACGAUGAUGUACUGGUGAAGCUGGUGAGGGUGCUGGCGAACAUGUGUAUCCAUCCUGCUGUGGGUCCAGCGCUGGCUGACAACACCACCUUCAUUCAGCUGCUCAAGGAGACACUGGAGCUGAGGUCUGUGCAGGAGAGCGAGGAGCUGAUGGUGAAUGUGGCAGCCACCAUAAACAACCUUUCCUACUACCAGGAGCACAGCGUCACACUGACAUGCAAUCACCUCGACAUCGCAAAGUUGAUGAUGAAGUUGGUACUCAGCUCUAGCAAUGACGCCGUGCAUGAAGCCACAAGGGUGUAUGGAAAUCUGUCUCAGUCCGGUGAUGUGAGAGACUUUAUUAUGCAGAAUAACGUGCACCAGUUUUUGGUGGCGCUGCUGGACUCAAAGAGCACCGACGUGUGUUUUUCGGCCUGUGGGGUCCUCACUAACCUGGCGUUGGACCCCCUCAACAGGGCUAGUCUCUCACAGGAAGGGGCUGCUGCCAAGCUGGUGGAUUGUCUCCGAGACUUGGGGCCGGGGGAUUGGCAGCUGGCGGGUCAGAUUUGUCAGGUCUUGUGGAACGUGACGGGCAGCGGCUCGGAGACGCUGCUGGACAAACAGGACAGAGAAUCUCUACUGGAGAUCCUCAGCACAUACUUGGACAAAGACGAGGCUCUGAAGUGGAUUGAAAAUGAAGACAUAAGGGACUGCCACAGGGCAUGUUGGGAAAUGGAGUUCUUCCCUGUGGCUCAGAAGCUUAUGAAGACACUUCAGUCUCUGGAGUUGACAACCUGACGUGAACUAUUUAAGACUUCCUAUAAAAACACCUAUUGUUCUUCACUGUUUUCCAUCCAUGGCUAAAGCUUUUUAUUUAAGAUGAUUAGAUCGUCAGUUUGGAUAAAUAAAAGCAAAUUUUUUCAGGGUAGAUGAAACUGAAAAUGUUUUAAGGUGUACAGGGGUGAGGAUGUUCAUGACAAAAAGACAUUUAAUAACUGAUGAAUGUACUUUUGGAAAAUAUUAGAAGCAGGUGCAUUUGAAAAUACAAUCCAUUUUAUUUCCAUCUGAACAUAGUUUUAUUGAUUACUUUUUUCAUACCGUCAUCAAAACUAGAGCCAUAUUUUUUUAAUUUAUUGAUUUUUUUGUAAAUGCUGUUAGAAGUUAUUUUUUACUUUCCAUGCACUUUAACUGUUAUUAAUACCAUCUUUGCUAAAAUCUUGACUUUCAGGUAUGUUAACACAGGAAGCUCUUUGCACAUUUAUGUAAGUCUGUUUCAGAGUUCACUGUGUUGUAAAUUGUCUUUUAUGAUAUUGACGUCUCUGAAAUGCAUUACUACCACUGAACUUACCUCAUAAUCUAAGCAGAAGAAACUUUUAUUGUUGAUACUUUCAACUGUGUGGCAUUGGAACUUGUGCGUAAUAAAGUACAGUAAAACACUGAAAAAC